AUGAUUGGACCCGAUGGGAGAUUUCCGCCUGCCAGCAACACGACCAAGACGACCACCUCUACCACAGCUGCAAUUGGCCGACGCCCCCAAGGUGUGGAGAAGUGGAUCGAGUUCGAACGGGACGCAAGAAACCACCAGAUUGCAUCAUCGGCACCACUGCACCGCAGUCGUUUUUUUAGCGUCCCGUUGCACGAGGGUAGAUCGGGUGCCUCGGAGGCUCUCGUCGAAAGUAUUUUAGAUGCAGAGCAGUUCCGAGUCACCAACAGAAUCUGCAAAGGCACGGCAAUUGAAGUUGGGCACAGGGCCGCGGUUUUGACUGCUCCGUUCGGACAACCUGAUCGCAUCAUCCAUAACUGUCAGGCAAUGCUCGUGCCGAUUGAGGUUAAGCCCAGAUCUGUUCUUCCCGACGAUGUGGACCUGGUUGCCCAAUCCAAGGCCGUCUUUAAGGAGUUGAAGGCUCUCUCCGACCAUCGUUACAUGAUGCUAACAGAUGAUGAGAAAGCACAAUGGAAUAGCAUCGUUCACGCCAACGUCGCUGUGAAGGCCGUUAUUCAGGUUAAUGGAUACGCAUGUGCCAACCGGAGGAGGUAUUCGCUCAUCACCACUCAAAGCUCAUAUUGGUUCAUCGAACGGCCAGAGGACCGCCCAGAUGUCCUUCGCAUCGCCGGUCCUAUUCGCACCUUUCAUGACAGCCCAACGGUGGCUCAGGCCCUGGAUUAUUUCAUCGGGCUUGCGAUGGAAAACCCGACCACUCCGUCGCCCAGCGAGAGCACCACGUCCCCUUCAGGAUGUCGAGCUACGAAACUCCUGGACCAACCGUCGGCCAUCUUUACCUCAAGGGAUGUCAUUGAAUUCAAAGAGGUCGAUCUGUUGCCAGCGUUGAGAUCGUUCGCAACAGAUAACAGUACGGUGGUGCAAACCGUAGCAUUCGAUUCGACGAAUUAUGCAACCUCCAUGGCACUCAAAACCGUCGACCGCCUCACAUGCCCCGAGAUUGUAGAGCAAUUGGAAAACGAGAUAGAUGUUUACCACUUUUUGGAAAACAUGCAAGGGAGAACCAUUCCUCGACUCGUCGCAUGUGGGUUUUUUCAAGGGGGGGAGAUCGCCAUUAUUGGAACGGAGUUUGUCGAGGGGCGGCACAUAUCUGCCGCGGAUCGCUCACUAUUCGAUUGUGUACGGGCAGCCUACAUGUCACUACACCAAGCGGGAGUUAUUCAUGGCGAUAUCGCAUCGCGCAACAUCAUUAUCACUGGCCUCUCUGCGCGCCCGGUCGUUCUCAUCGACUUUGGCAUGGCGCACGAAGCUACCCCUGCCAAGAUUCAAAGCGAGCUUGCCCAGGUCGAGAAUAUGUUGGCCAACCUUCACUGA
This is a messenger RNA of Fimicolochytrium jonesii, 1368 nucleotides long. RefSeq lists its product as uncharacterized. NCBI's taxonomy places the organism in Eukaryota, Fungi, Chytridiomycota, Chytridiomycetes, Spizellomycetales, Powellomycetaceae. The coding region runs from base 1 to 1368 and encodes 455 amino acids. Gene Ontology annotation, molecular function: ATP binding; protein kinase activity. The transcript has 3 exons. The record is from RefSeq and is a predicted model, not a curated record. Gene Ontology annotation, biological process: protein phosphorylation.